CGGGGCGCACGGUGCGCGCGGGGCUGUGUGUGUGUGCGGAACCACGUGACGGAGCUCGGAGGAGGCGAAGCUUCAUAAGGAGGAGUGAGGACGAAAAGGGGAGGACUGGAGAAACGCUGGAGGCAGCAGUGGAACCAGCAGCAACCUGUGUCCACGGAGCAGGAGCGCGCGCUCCAACAGCCGCAGGGACGCUUCCUCAGACAUCCCAUAAACUUCUCUGACAGAGGAGCAGAGGAAGAGAAACACCGAGUAAAGUGAUGCCUAAACGGCACCUGUUUCUCCCUAAAGUCAGGGUUUUGGUUGGUUGAACGAUGCGCCUCUGACUUGGAUUUACGCACGGUGAUAAAGGGCGAUUCUGCUACACUCUGGAGAAUUAUGUAAGGAAAUAUCUAAAUAGAAGAAUUUCAUUGUCGUAAAUCCGCAAGGAUUCAAGGUUUUUUCCAAGUUGUCUGGACAUCUUAGACUGCAGUAUUACCCUCAGACACAGCCAUGAAAUCUGUGCUCGAUGGUGUGGCGGACACUACCUUCCGGACUAUUACAUCUGGCUUACAGUAUCUGAGCUCCAACGACGCCAACUAUGAAGACCACCUCGGCGAUGCGGACUUCAAGGGCAGCUUCUCCAUGCAGAAGCCCCUGUCUGCCUUCCGCAGCAACUCCUUCCCCAACAAAGUACCUGCAGAUGAGGAGCUCAUCCUGAAGAGCAUUCCUUUCUUCCCCACCAAUGCCACGGACCUGUUUGGCAACCGGAGCACAAUCAGAGAUGAGACUAAUUUACAAUGUGGGGAGAACUUCAUGGACAUGGAGUGUUUCAUGAUCCUGACCCCCAGCCAGCAGCUGGCUGUGGCUGUGAUGUCUCUGACUCUGGGCACCUUCACGGUGCUGGAGAACCUGGUGGUGCUCUGUGUCAUCCUGCAGUCCCGCACCCUCCGCUGCCGGCCCUCCUACCACUUCAUCGGCAGCCUGGCCAUAGCCGACCUGCUGGGCAGCGUCAUCUUUGUCUACAGCUUUUUGGACUUCCACGUUUUCCACAGGAAGGACAGCCCCAAUGUUUUCCUCUUCAAGCUGGGUGGAGUCACGGCGUCGUACACGGCGUCGGUCGGAAGCCUCUUCCUCACCGCAAUCGACCGCUACAUCUCCAUCCACCGUCCCCUCGCCUACAGGCGCAUCGUGACGCGGACCAAGGCCGUCAUAGCCUUCGUCAUGAUGUGGGCCAUCUCCAUCAUCAUCGCGAUGAUCCCUCUGCUGGGCUGGAACUGUAAACGGCUCAACUCGGUUUGCUCAGACAUCUUCCCCCUCAUUGACGAGAACUACCUGAUGUUCUGGAUCAGCGUGACCAGCGUGCUGGUCAUCUUCAUCUUUUACGCCUACAUCUACAUCCUGUGGAAAGCUCACCACCACGCCGUGCGUAUGCUGAGCCGUGCCUCCCAGAAGAGCCUGGUGAUCUACUCGGCCGACGGGACUAAAGUGCAGACCACGCGCCCUGAUCAGGCACGCAUGGACAUCCGUCUGGCCAAGACCCUGGUGCUCAUCCUGGUGGUGCUGGUGAUCUGCUGGGGCCCGUUGCUCGCCAUCAUGGUCUACGACCUCUUCUGGAAGAUGGACGAUGACAUCAAGACGGUGUUUGCGUUCUGCAGCAUGCUCUGCCUGCUCAACUCCACCGUCAACCCCAUCAUCUACGCCUUGAGGAGCAAGGACCUGCGGCACGCUUUCCUCAGCUCCUGCGGCGCGUGCAGGGGCAGCGCCCAGCAGCUGGACAACAGCCUCGAGUCCGACUGCCAGAACAGGAAUGCCCACAUUUCUGCCAACAGGGCUGCAGAGAGCUGCGUGAAGACCACUGUGAAAAUAGCCAAAGUAACAAUGUCUGUGUCCACCGAAACCUCUGCAGAAGCUGUCUGAUUACGAGGGAGAUAAAAAGGUGUAAAUGUCAUCAAAUAAAGCCAAACAGAGGGUUAGGCGUUCAAGAACAGUCCUCUCCUGAAUGUGUUGUCAUACAUCCUGACAUAAACGCUUGAGUGGCUCCAUUAUUUUACGUUUGUCUAUGAGUACAAGGUGUGCCAAAGUGCCAAAUGGUAUUGCGAGAUCAUAGGAUGGACUCACAUUGGGAAUGCAAUAUAUGAACGACUAUCAUAAGUCUGCUGUUUACCAUAGACUUCAUGAUAUCCAGUUAGCAAAGGCAUAUUAUAUUUUUGUACUGUGAAUUCAGGUUUAAAAAAAACUAUAUCUUCAGUUAUGGGAAAAGGGGCUACUGACAUUUUUAAGUAGAGAUGUUUUACAGCGUCAUUUAGAAUUUAACAUGUGUCUUGCACCAUUAAAACAACCCAACAUUGCGCCUUGACUUUCUACGGGCUUCUUGUUGCAUAAUUGGACUUUUCUACAAGGAAAAAUCAUUUAAAAAUGUGCCGUCGGUUAACUGUUUUUCUUUCCAAAUAUGCCAUGAAACGUCCAACUUUUCUCUGUUUUCUGAUAUCACUCAGUGAGUGGUCCACGUGUGGGGGGG
Molecule: messenger RNA, 2497 nt
Organism: Austrofundulus limnaeus
Lineage: Eukaryota; Metazoa; Chordata; Actinopteri; Cyprinodontiformes; Rivulidae
Gene: cnr1
Product: cannabinoid receptor 1
Exons: 3
Coding region: 490-1896 (468 amino acids)
Biological process (GO): G protein-coupled receptor signaling pathway
Cellular component (GO): membrane
Molecular function (GO): cannabinoid receptor activity
Source: RefSeq, a predicted model, not a curated record